AUGGCCGCCUCCACCCUGUCUGUCUGCUCCAGUGACCUGAGCUAUGGCAACCGCGUGGACGACUGUCCAGAGAGCUGCUGCCAGCCCUCCUGCUGUGCCUCCUGCUGCUGCCAGCCCUCCUGCUGUGUCCCCAGCUGCUGUGCCCCCAGCUGCUGUGUCCCCAGCUGCUGCCAAUCCACCUGCUGUGUUCCCAGCUGCUGUGCCCCAGCCCCCUGCCAGACCCUUGUGUGUGCCCCAGUGAGCUGUGGACCCAGCCCCUGCCAAUCAGCCUGCAUCAGCUCCUGCACCCCCUUGUGCUGCCAGCAGUCUAGCUGCCAGCCCUCCUGCUGCACCUCCUCCCCCUGCCAGCAGGCCUGCUGUGUACCUGUCUGCUGCAAGCCUGUGUGCUGCACACCCGUCUGCUCCACACCCAUCUGCUGCAAGCCCGUCUGCUGCACACCUGUCUGUUGCACACCCGUCUGCUGCAAGCCCGUGUGCUGUGUGCCCGUUUGCUCUGGGGCUGCCCCCUGCUCAGCCCCCUCCUGCUGCCAGCCCACCCCCUGCCCCUCGUCCUGCUGCAGACCCUCCUCCUGCGUGUCCGUCAUCUGCCGCCCUGUGUGCAGACCCGCCUGCUGCGCACCUGUCUCCUCCUGCUGUACCCCCACCUCCUCCUGCUGCCAGCCCAGCUGCUGCCGCCCAUCCUCCUGCGUGUCCCUCAUCUGCCGCCCCGUGUGCUCCCGCCCGGCCUGCUGUGUCCGUGCCUCAGCCCAGAAGUCCUGA
Phyllostomus discolor (pale spear-nosed bat) is the source of this 759-nucleotide messenger RNA. Its product is annotated as keratin-associated protein 10-8-like. The record is from RefSeq and is a predicted model, not a curated record. NCBI's taxonomy places the organism in Eukaryota, Metazoa, Chordata, Mammalia, Chiroptera, Phyllostomidae. The coding region runs from base 1 to 759 and encodes 252 amino acids. Gene Ontology annotation, cellular component: keratin filament. The transcript has 2 exons.